CUCGAGACUUCUUCAUUCGAAUAUUACGAAUUGGGGGUUUUAGGUCUAGGUUUCAGGCGUGAAGAGAGAAAGCAGAGGAGAGUCGAGGAUCAGCUGAGAGAUGUCGUAUCUGCUACCGCACCUUCACUCUGGAUGGGCCGUCGAUCAGGCCAUUCUGGCCGAAGAAGAACGCCUCGUUGUUAUUCGAUUCGGCCACGAUUGGGACGAAACUUGCAUGCAGAUGGAUGAAGUUCUGGCUUCAGUUGCUGAGACGAUAAAGAACUUUGCUGUAAUAUACCUGGUAGACAUCACAGAGGUGCCUGAUUUCAACACAAUGUACGAGCUUUAUGACCCAUCCACAGUCAUGUUCUUCUUCAGGAACAAGCACAUUAUGAUUGAUCUUGGCACUGGAAACAACAACAAGAUCAACUGGGCCCUCAAGGACAAGCAAGAGUUCAUUGAUAUUGUUGAGACAGUUUACCGUGGGGCGAGGAAGGGUCGUGGUCUGGUUAUUGCACCCAAAGACUACUCCACCAAGUACCGAUACUAAACCCCUUGUAGUUGGCUGGAGAUUUACUAAAGGUGAUAUCUCCAAGACCUGUUGUAACGAACAUAAAUCAUUUGAACUGUUGAGAAUAUUGUGAUCAUGCACAAGGAGUUUCAGGUAGCUUCUGAUAUGUGGUAUGGCGUGCAGUCUGGACACAGUAGUGCAUGUUUGACAUACAUUAUAUAUAUGAAUGUCAAACAAGGAAACUGCCUAAAAUCUUGGACAUGGAAGCACAUUUGAGUGUUAAUAUAUAUUUGUCCCUUGUGGUUGUCUCAUAA
Vitis riparia (riverbank grape) is the source of this 804-nucleotide messenger RNA. Its product is annotated as thioredoxin-like protein YLS8. Gene Ontology annotation, biological process: mRNA splicing, via spliceosome. The record is from RefSeq and is a predicted model, not a curated record. Gene Ontology annotation, cellular component: spliceosomal complex; U5 snRNP; U4/U6 x U5 tri-snRNP complex. The transcript is spliced from 2 exons. The coding region runs from base 101 to 529 and encodes 142 amino acids. Lineage: Eukaryota; Viridiplantae; Streptophyta; Magnoliopsida; Vitales; Vitaceae.